UGUCUGUCAGUUAUCUUGAAUACAGUUAGUUAUGUCAUACCUAGUUAUUUAGUUAUGUCAACACUGAUGGUGGCAGAGGUGUUUUCUCAUAAACCUGGGAUUAAAUAUUAAUCUCCUGGUGGAACAAGGAGGAGCCAUACUGACAAAAGCGUUUUUAUGCUUCAUUUAAAUGUGUACCUUGCACCCUCACAACAUCCAGGCCUCAGAAGGAUCAUGAGAUUCACCGCAGAAACCGUGGAGGCACCAGAUUUACCGAAAAAGUUCACCUUCAACCCGAAAGAAGGCAUUGACAAUCCUGCUUUGGUGAUCUCCGAUGACAAAGAGCCAGAUGUGCACCCGCGGUUGUGUGUCCUGAGGCGGGAGGAGGGCCAGGGCUUCGGCUUCUACCUGAGCCGGGACGCGGGUCGCUGCAGAGGGCAUGUGGUGCGGCAGGUGGAGCCUUGGAGCAGCGCCGAACGGGCUGGACUGAGGAUCGGGGACCAUGUUUUGGAGGUCAAUGAGGACUUUGUGGAUGACAAGGAGCACUCGACUGUGGUGCUGAAGGUGCAGGCGUCUGGAUUAAAGCUCUAUCUGUUAGUUCUGAGUGCUCAAGAUUAUGAGUUUGCAGUUUCAGAGGGAAGAGACCUUUUGUCCGUUGCCAGAUCUUAUCGUCCUGAGGGCUGCUCUCGCCCGCGGUUAUGCCACAUCACUAAAGAGCCUGGCUGUGGUUUGGGCCUCAGCAUCAUUCCCAUUGAAGGAGCGCGAGGCCGAUAUCGCCUGAACCCAGUGACUGAUGGUCCAGCGGAAAGAGCAGGCAUCCAGAAUGGAGACAGGCUCAUCUGGAUCAAUGGAGUCUCGAUUUCUGUCAUCUCAUAUGCAGCACUGGCCAAAAUGGUGAAGAAAUGUGAAAAGCAUCUGACCGUCUUGGUAAUUGACAGCAGGAGUGAAGAGAUUUAUAAUCGCAUGGGAUUACCCAUAAUUCCUGCUUUUGCCGAAACCCAUAAUCUGCCCUACAGACCAAAAACACUCCACCUGACUCAAGGACCACAGGGAUACGGCUUCCUCUUAAGGCAAGAGAAGUUACGAUCAGGACGCAUUGCUCAUAUAUUGCGAGAGAUCGACCCCUGCAGCCCAGCUGAGACUGCAGGAAUGGAGGAUGGAGAAAUUGUGCUCGCUGUGAACGGAGAGCAGGUGGAGGAUGCAGAGCAUGAGGGCAUCGUCAGCAAAAUACGACAAAGCGGCCAGCAGGUCACCCUCACCACCAUCUCCAUCGCUGGCAGAGACUUUUACACACAGCUGGCAAUGUCUCCAUUGCUGUUCUAUGACGAGCACAUACCAAAAUGUGAACCGUUCGCUACACCGGCCCUAGAACAUCCUGAGGGACACCAAAAUCCACCGCAACCUCGACUUUGUGAGCUUCAUAAGGAGGGUACAGGAUUCGGCUUCAACCUGGGCUGUGUUGAGAAUAAGCCUGGGACUUAUAUCGGCCAGGUGGUGUCGGGGAGCACAGGAGAAAGAGCUGGCCUGCGUAAAUGGGAUGUUUUGAUUGAAGUGAAUGGCCAGAAUGUGGAAGACGAGUAUUUUGAUGAAGUGGUGAGACUGAUAACAGGAGGAGGAACACCUCUCAGGCUGCUGGUGGUGGAUGGACUUCAAUAUGACAAAUUAAGAAACACCAGGCAGACCAUAAAUUUGGGACUUAAUAACAAGGUUCCAGAUGCUUCACAGGACGAUUUUGUGUGAAUGUAGUAGUCAGGUACAGUUUUAUGAAUGUAUUUUGUUCAUUUAAAGGGGUGGUCCACUAUGAUAUCAUAUUUUAAACUUUAGUUGAUGUGUAGUGUAACUGUGUGAACAUAAACAACAUCUCUGAAUGUAAUACGCUUCAAUGCAAAGGGAGACAUUGGCUUUUACAGAGUUAGCCUUGCCGAGCCUACAGCGAACGAAGUUUGGAGACUACAAAGAAAUACAUCUGGAUUAAUGAAAUCAUAAACCCUUAUCCAUAAGGUUAUGCACAUUCAUCUGGGGUGGCCAGAUUAUAGCAGUGGGCUAAAAUGCUGUCCAAAUGCUGCUAAUUUCACAGAGCUUCUACUGUUUCUGUAUUUGGGCUACCAAAGUAAACGACACAAAGAGGGAAGGGCUUACAUUUUAAUUUUAAUUAUGUUACAGAGAAUUUUAAAAACAAUAAAGCAUUUGACAAAGGACAGUUUCCAGAAUCUCUCCCAGUUCAGUACUGGAUUAGGCUAAAAACUCCUCAAAGAAGGAACAGCUCCAACCAUAAUGGACGAAGCUGUGGAUUGUAAGCCACAACCUUUAAGUGUUUUAUUCGUUAAAAUUUAUCAACUAAAUGCACAGUUUUUAGCGUUAACAAUAUGUUGCAGUAAGGACGUAACCAAGGAUGUAAACAACAGGAAAUGCAGUUUGGCACCGUUAACAAUUAAGCUACAAAUGCGUUUUUAUCCGUCAAACCCCUGUAAACACCCACAAUCUGCAGCAGCGCUGCAGUGUCUCUCUAUGUGGCUGCUUUCCCUGCAUUCUACAUUUCAAAUAAUGAACUUGCAAAAGAGAUGUGAACAUUUAAUAUUACAUGCUUAUUCCGAAUAUAUGUGAAAGACACUUGUCAGAUUUUAUUUUAAAGAGCAGGUAUGAGGUUCAGCUGUGUCCUUUUCAUUUUCUGUCUGAUUCAGGCUAACAGUUAAACUGACUGACAGUGUAUUUACAAAAAGGCAAAGCAUGUGCUAGUAGACGUGAAGCCGAUCCAUGAAUCACAGCACAUUAUGUUAGCUGACCAAUCAGAGCCUCUUGAGGGCGGGCCUUCCAGGAACUAGGAAAUAUGACAUUUGUUUUCAUGUUAGCUGAGUAGCAGUAUAUAUUUAAAGUAAGAUAAAUGAAAAAAUAACAAGUGUGAUUUUCUACAAGUGAAGCAUGAGCACACGUUGCUUUGCAUCUUAUAAACACAACCAAGCCUUAAAAAUACACUCUGGACCACCCCUUUAAAUAUAUAUGGAAAGAUUAAAUUGUCUGUAAUGUUUUUUUAUAUAUAUGUAAAACAACCUUUCUCUACUGGAGAACACAAAUAUUGUUUAUUUGGCUAAAAAGUCAUUUCAAUAGCUUGAUGUAAAUGUACAGAUAUUGUCUUAUGUUGUGCAAAGAUGUUUACAAAAGGGUGAACAUUGCUUGUCAAUAACCACUUUUAUUUUAGUCACUAUUAAAAAUGAGCAGUACAUGUGUAAUAUAAAGAUCAUGCAGGAGGAGUUGUGUACAAUUUGGUUUUCAAAAAGAAAAAAAUAUAUAUAUUUAGUUUUAGGACUAUAAAACGUUAAAAUGCUAAAUGUCUUAAUAUUUGCUCAUGUCUCAUUCUGGUAAAUAAUAUGUGUAGUUAUCUGUGACUUUGUGUCAAUAUGCUGAUUUAAGAUUUAUUUCACAAAUAUUGUCAGGUGUGUAGCUUAAGUAAAUUCAGUUCAAAGUGUUUUGAAUUGUGCUCUGAAUGUCAAUCGAUGUAUAUUUAAGAAUGCAAAUAACAUGACGUUUACUAUGUGUUUCGAUCAGUUUUUACAUGUGAAAUCAUUAAUAAAUUUUAUCAAGAAGCUUUUUUUAAACCUCAA
Danio rerio (zebrafish) is the source of this 3578-nucleotide messenger RNA. The record is from RefSeq and is a predicted model, not a curated record. NCBI's taxonomy places the organism in Eukaryota, Metazoa, Chordata, Actinopteri, Cypriniformes, Danionidae.